AUGACUCGACGUGGGAAUAAUACGACGGUCGAGACUGAGUCGAGGCCAUCACCACAACCUGGUAAGGAACCGGGUGAAACGAGUUCUGUGACGGAGGACGACGCAUCUGAAGACGAUAGUGAUAGUCGUGAGGCGCAAUAUCGCUGCUCGCAUUGUUUCACUACAAACUCACGUGAUUGGGCUACUGGUGGUAAAGAUCGCCAAUUGCUCUGCUACGACUGUCGCGCCUAUUACAAGAAAACCAACGAAUUACCGCUGGUCAAGGAUAAGGAUAAAAACGCCAACGCAAGCAGCGACAAGGAAUCAACGUAUCUAUUCCGCCCUGUUGCCGAAUCGCCGGACGCCAGUCCACAACGCAUGCGCACGCGUAACAAAGCCAAGGAACAGACGAGUAAUCGCGGCCAGCGCCCGAAACGCGGCGCGGAGACACCCGAACCCAAAACGCCCGUCAAGCAAGCAACCACAAACACAUCCGGCUCUCCAAUGGAGAAAACAGCGAACAACGGCACUCCUGGCAAGAGUAGCAAGAAAGGCACCAGCGGGAGUAAGGAUUCAUCACGCCAGGAUAAAGAUAAAGAAACGCCGAGUAAGAGUCGCAAGCGUGGACAAGAGAAGCCCGAAGAUGUGGGCGAUGACGACAAGGAUCUCUCGCUGUAUAAAAAGAAGCGACCUGGUGAACGCGCCGAGAGUCCAUCGAGUAUCACGACUGAUUCCGGCAGUAUUAACGACGAAGCGGAGGCGAAUGAUGCGGAGAGUGAGAGCGCCAGGGAUGUAUCAUCGCCUGCGCCACCAACGAGCGCUGUAGUUCCGAUUAUCGAGAAGGAAAAGGAGCAAACACCUGCGCAGACUCCAGAAAAAGAAACUCCUGUUAAUAUUAAAGACAAUAAAGAGAAGAAAACGUCGAAAGUGGAGACAUCUACUGUGGCAGAGAAUAAACCACCAGUGGUGCAACCAACACCGGUUAUAACCACCAAACCGGAAGCAGCGCCAUUGAACGUCUCCAUUCGUCUACCAGAUGAUAUCAACGAGAGGAAAAAUCUCAUGAAGAGGAAUAUUGAACACACUGAUAUGAAAUACUCUUCAGAUGCGUUGAAAUCCUUCCCGGAAGUCAAAAAAGAAAUAAAAUCUGAAGUUAAAGCGGAAGCUGAUAUAAAAGAAGAACAACCGGAACCUAAGGAGCAGAUCCCAGCGCCACCUAUGAGUCAUUCUAUCCCUAACCCUGUCACACCUCCGGUUUUACCUCCUGUGACACCAGUGGUAUCCGCACCUGCUGCUCCUGCACCGGAAAAGUUCAAAACAGAGUUGAUUAUACCCAAGAUCAACAUGGAUAAAGUCCAGGUGCAUAUUAAGGAGGAGAUUAUGGAUACUCCUGAAGCUUUGAACCUCAAAGACCAUGACCCUUAUAAAGAUGCGUAUAAACCACCGGAAAUGUUACACCUGGGACCUAAUCAUCCUUUGAAUCUGAAGGAAUCUUCGAUGGAGAGGCCCAAAGAGCAGGUGUUGACUGUAAACCCACAGUUUGUUAAUAAAGAUAAGGAACCCAGUGGGUUUAAUGUGGUACCACCUGGAGGGAUGACCCAAGGAGGACCUCCGCCGCCUCCAAUGGCGACGAGUGUUCCAGGACCUGCUCCAGGCCCACCUCCGGUAAUGCAUCCGCAACCAUUGAAUCAUAUCAAGAUUGAACCGAGGGAUGAACCCAUGGAGCUGACGAAUAACAGUAAUAGGGAGUAUAUGCCCAUUGGACCACCUCCACCGCCUAUAUCACAACCAUUGAAUAUCCCUACGGUGAUACCCAUGAUACCAUCGAGGUCCAUGGGAGAGUAUCCGAAUAUGCCUGGGUUGCCUCCGCCUUUACCUGGGGUAGUACCUGUUUCCAGUGGUGGGGAGGAGGAAAAACGUGUUGAUCCUGCUAAAGAUCGUGUGGAUAGACAGGAGAGACCAGAAAGGUCUGAUUUGAACCUAUCUGCACCUCCCAUUGGUCAACCUCCUUUACCCUCACUAAUGCAGAAUAGUAAUCUGGUGACCAUUGGAGGUAACCAACCCAUGAACUCAUACUUUAUGCCUUAUGGACAACAUCAACAUGGCCCACAUCCGCAUCAUGGUCAGCAUUCACCUAGGGAUACCAAACCACUGGGUUUACCACCAGCGCCACCUGUCUCCAGUGCUGCACCUCCUAUUUUAGGACAAAACGAACCGCAGAAUUUGAAAAUCAAACAAGAACCUGAGUUGGUAACACCAAGUGGUUUACCAUCUUCUAUUGCAACAGCUUAUGGUCAACACCCUCCAUUAUCAGUUGGACAGGAUAGAGGACCAGGACCAGGACCAGGUGCGUUUGGUCCACCUCCACCUUCAAUCAUCUCAGACCCUCUACAGAGUUUGAAAGAUGUAAAGGUACCAGGGUUCAGUCUCCCUAAUGCUGUUGGGCAGAUUGAUCCACCUGGACCAACUGGACAGAACCACUCAUCACAUUCUGCAAACAUAAACACAAACACAGGAACAGGUGGUACUUCCUCCACGGAUAUAAACAUCAAAAAAGAAGUCCCGGAGUAUUCCCUACCACCACCGAGUGCGUCACCUAGUCAAGCGCAUCUACCACCAACGAUACCCCCACAUCCAGGCAUGCCACCCAUGCAACAUCAUCCGGGCCUACCACCACACCCACCUCCGAGUUUAUCCCGGAAUCAUCAGUCACGUGACCGAGAUAGAGACCGUGACAGGGAUAGAGAAAGAGACAGGGAACGUGAUCGUGAUAGAGAUAGAGAACGAGACAGAGAGCGAGAUCGUGAACGUGAUGAGAAACGCGAUAGGGAGAGUAUCACCCCAAAGCGCACCAGCAGUACCCCCACUCCUAUCGUGGUCAGUCAAACACCUCCUCUAAGAGUAAUGGCCACCAACUCCCCACAACCCAUGUCCAAUCAUUCAGCGAUCAAUUUGAUCAGUCCCACAUCAGCCCUGCAUCAAGUACCCACAUCACUAGCCCAACAGAUGCAACAACAUUCACCCUAUGGCCCAAUGCCACCUCCACAUCACCUCAUGCAUCCCUCACAUCUCUUCCCGCAUAUCCCUCCGUUCCAUUCACACCCUUAUGGGGCUUAUGGGUUUGGUUAUCCGUAUCCUUACGGGCCCGUGCCACAACCCCAUCCGAUUCCACCUCCGUCAAGUCAAAGGUCCGUGGAGAAAGCGAUUGAGACCUCGACGACCAUGUUGUCCGCGCACAAUACAAACUCAACCAGUAGUGUCACCACUCGAAGAGAAAUCCGUGAUGCUGAUGAGCAUGGAUUGGAACGCCAUCAGACUCAGGAAACCACUCUGACGCACCAUCAAAGCACCUCGAAUCACAGCGCUGUGCAUCAGUCCAUUGAAAAACACCCGUAUGGUUCGAAUCAUUCAAUGACCAUUUCCCACUCGACUAGUUCCAGUAGUUCGCAGAGUGUGCAGCAUAAGGUUAAGCAGAAUGUGGUGAGGACUUCAUCGCCGCAUGGCGCUGCGGUGACGCAAAGCGCGAGUAUGAAUCAUACUAGUGGAGGUGGGCAGCAUUCUCAUACGCAUUCGCAUAUACAUCAUCAUGAAAGGUUGUCGCCGUUGGGGUUGAGGCAUGUGCCGGGUGGGUUGAAACCGCCUGGUGGGCCACCGCCGCAGACUAACCCGCAUCAUUUGAUGAUACAACCGCCGAGUAUGGGGCAUCAUCCUCCGCCGCCAUUGGGCCCGCCUAGUAUGGCGAAUUCGUCGCUAGAGCAGUUGAGAGCGCAUGCGGCGCAGGCUGCGGCGAAUAUGCAACAACAACAGCAUGCGAUGCAUGCGGCUGCUGGUGCGCAUGCGCCGCCGACGAUAUCGCCGAUUACGCCGAAGGUUGAAGAGGUUAAGAUUGAACCGGAGCCGGAGAUUGUCGCUGAGGAAGAGCAGACUAGUCCGCUUGGACCACCGAGGGGACCAUCACCGGAACCGAGGAUAGAGGAUUCGGAAUGUCAUCGAAGUCAAAGCGCAAUAUUCUUGAGGCAUUGGAACCGUGGUGAUUACAAUUCGUGCACACGCACGGAUCUAACCUUCAAACCCGUGCCGGAUUCGAAAUUAGCGCGCAAGCGCGAAGAACGCCUUCGUAAACAAGCAGAAAAAGAACGUGAGGAACGUGAACGCGCCGCGCAGCACCAACAGAGUCGCAAAAUCACCACGCCGGAUAAACCCGAUGUUAAACCGCCAUCUCGCGGACCAAUGGAAACUGUCACAUCACCGUAUGACAGAUUUCCACGGCCUGGCUUCACCGAUACGCCUGCAUUGCGGCAACUCUCCGAGUAUGCGCGUCCGCAUGCCGGAUUCAGCCCAGGUAAAGGUCACAUGCAGCGAUCGAUGAUGCAGUCGCAUUGUAUUGAUCCCCUCCUGCAAUACCAGAUCAAUACGGCGGCCAUGUACGGACCUGGUGCGCGUGAGCGACUUGAAUUGGAACACUUGGAACGCGAGAAGCGUGAGAGGGAGAUUAGGGAGUUGAGGGAGCGUGAGUUGAAUGAUCGAUUGAAGGAGGAGAUUAUGAAGACGGGGAUACGCGCGCCGCCCAAUCCGAUGGAUCCGCAUUGGUUGGAGUUGCAGAGGCGGUAUGCAGCUGGCAUGGCUGGACCUGGAGGACCUGGUGUACCUUUGCAUCACUUGGCGUUUUACCCAGGCGCCGGUGCAAGCAGCGCACAACUAAAUCAAUUGGAACGUGAAAGACUGGAGCGUUUAGGUAUACCACCACCGCCCGGCCCGCAGGGGCCACCUGGCGGACCACAGGGACAUCAUCCACAUCCGCAUGCAGCACAAUUGGAAGCGGAGAGAUUGGCGUUGGCGACUGAUCCAAUGGUGCGUUUACAGAUGGCCGGCAUCUCGCCGGAGUACCAUGCGCACACGCACGCACACACGCAUGCGCACACACACCUCCACCUGCAUCCGCAGCAGCAACAAGCGCAGCAGGAGGCGGCUGCGGCUGCUGCUGGUUUUCCACUACCAGCAUCAGGAACGCCAGGAUACCCGCGACCAGGGCUUAUUCCGGGCAGGGAUGGGCCGCUCGGGUUGCAUCAUCCGGAUAUUUUAGGUCGGCCUUAUGCUGAUCAACUAGCACACCAGAGACAGAUGUUAUUGGAACGCGAUAGAUUCCCACCGCAUCCGUCAAUUGUCGCUCAGCACGAAGAAUAUUUAAGGCAACGCGACCGUGAGAUGAAAGUCCGAGCGCUAGAGGAAGCCGCCCGAGGCGGUUCAAGACAGUAAGGCGCUAGUGACUUUUCAGCAGCUGACUAUUUGUACAACAUAAUUUAUAAACCAACCACACACACACACACAUUAAUUCUAAGGCGUAAUUAGCAACUACUAAUGAAGCAACAACCAUCAAAACAAUUUAUUUAUGAAGUAAAAACGAUAUCGGCGUGCGCACGCGCGGUUUUGUACAUAUAUACAUAUAGACGAUAACAACUAUUAUUUUACUACGGACGGUUUUGAAUCUAGCGCGUAUAUUGUAUUUGUAAACAUGAAUUCUGAGAUCGCGUUGUGCAUUGUAUUGUAAAUAGGUUUUGCAAGUCAAUCAUUGCUGCUUUAAUAUAUAUCGGAAUUUAUUUUUAA
This is a messenger RNA of Dalotia coriaria, 5583 nucleotides long. RefSeq names its product arginine-glutamic acid dipeptide repeats protein-like. Gene Ontology annotation, molecular function: sequence-specific DNA binding; transcription corepressor activity; zinc ion binding. Gene Ontology annotation, biological process: regulation of DNA-templated transcription. Gene Ontology annotation, cellular component: nucleus. NCBI's taxonomy places the organism in Eukaryota, Metazoa, Arthropoda, Insecta, Coleoptera, Staphylinidae. The record is from RefSeq and is a predicted model, not a curated record.